Molecule: messenger RNA, 1383 nt
Organism: Linum tenue
Lineage: Eukaryota; Viridiplantae; Streptophyta; Magnoliopsida; Malpighiales; Linaceae
Source: the annotation of a GenBank genome assembly
CUUGAUUGUAAUGUUCUCCUCCUUUCUUGACAAAAUCAAAAGCCGAAGAGAUUUCUUCCCGAGGUUGAUUCAUUCAUGGCUACCGCUACGGCGACGGAGGAGUUGCCUCUGGAAACCCUCUCACUGGAAGAAAAUCAGCAGCGCAGGCCAAGGAAGGAUUCUGAUUCUCGGAAGAUGGAAGUGCAGGCCUGGAUGCGUGAUGAGAGAGAGUCUUUGCAUCUAGAUGAGUAUAUGUUCACCGACCGUAAUGAGUUGGAUGGUGAGGCCAAGAAGCUUCGCGAGCUUAGAAAUGAGGUGUUGAAGAUGCUGUCUGAAGAAACUGAAGAUAUGGACUCCGAGAGCUGGGCUGAAUCAUCUGGGCUCAACGAGAAGUCUACCGAUGCCCCUUCCUCGCCGGGAAACUGAGGAUUUCUCUGUAUCUGAUGAUCACCGCUUGAGGUUGAUUCAUAUAAUGGCUACCGCUAGGGCAACCGCUACGGCGGCGGAGGAGCUGUCUAUGGAACCCCUGUCUCUGGAAGAGAAACAGCAGGGGAUGCGAAGGAGGAAGGAUCAUGAUUCGUGGAAGAAGAUUGCGCCGGUGGUGUACACGAAGAUGGAAGCGGAGGCCUUGAUGCUGAUAUGAGAGAGAAUCAGCAUCUAGAUGCGGAUAUGUUCGCCGACGAGAAUGAUUUCGAUGGUGAGGCCGCCAAGAAGGAACGCGAGCAUAAAUUUAAGCUGGAAAAGCUGAUCUCUGCACAGUCUGCAGUUAUGGCCUCCCCGAGCUGGGCUGAAUCAUCUGGGCACAACAAGUUGCUUGAUUACUACAUGAACGAGUCUACCGGUGCCCCUUCCUCGCCACAAAACUGAGGAGGAGGAAGAGGAGGAGGAGGAGGAGGAGUUCUCUGCAUCUGGUUUGCUUGCUUGCUUUGUUAGCUUUCGUGAGAUUAUGUUGGUUCUGUGAAUGAGUUUGCUUGCUUUUGAAGCACCUGCAUUUUGAAGUUGUGAUCUUUCAUGAUCAGGCCUCCUCUGAUCUUUCAUGAUCUCCGGAUUCUGUUACCUCUGUUGCUAGCACUGCCUAGAUGAUGUCGUUGUUGAUGAAGAUUAUGGGUAGGAAGAACAGUUCCUUUAUGGUUCUAUUCAGAAGUCUUGAGUCUAUCUCUAUCUCUUAGCUUCCUGAGUCUGAUUGAAUGCAUUGUUCAGAUAAGAUUGGAAUUCCCCUGAAAGGGGAAGUUUAGAAACUUCAAAGCAAAGGGCAUUUUCAAUCUCUCCAAUCUGUGGCUUUGUGAUGCUUGCUGCCACUGUGUACACAUGUCUUGGUGGAUUGUUGUAGGUUAGGAAUUUAGAAGAAAAAACAGAGAAAGGUGAAUUGUCUAAUGGGAUAAGUGAACUUGAUGAUUGUUCCAA